AUGAAUAAAACCAAAAAAAAUAAAGAUUUUGUUGGGACCCUUAGAAGUAUUCUUGAAGUACAUUGAUUUAUAAUUAAGAAUGAUGAAUUUUAAGAGAUAGUUUAAUUGUUAAAGGAAAAAAAUGGGUUUAAAAUUAAGGAUCUGGAAUUAUUUAAAUCGGUAAUUUUAAUUAAAUAUUUUUCACAUAAUAAUUAUUCAAGUUUUAGAAGGUUUAUUAAUUUUAUUUUCUUAGAUAACUUAAUUUAUAUGGGUUUUAAUCGCAUAAAUCUAAUAAAUAAGAAAUCAUGUAUAUUAAUGAAUCAUUCAAUUUUGAAACUGAUAAAAGACUGAAAAAAUAGCAUAAAAUAAAAUUAUAUUCUGAAAAUAUUGAGUAGGAAUAAAAAAGAUAGUUUAAUUAACUUUUAUAACUUUAAUAAAAUUAGAAGCAGAUGAUUGAAUAGAUAAAGACAAUAAUCAAUACUUAGGAAGAAAUGAAAGAAAAAAUGAGAUCACAAUUAUCUGUAAAAAUUAAUUAAGAUUAGAAUUAUGUAUAAAAUAGGUUCAUAUCAGAUUAAAGAGAUAAAUUCCUUUAUCUUGCACUAACUUUAUACACUAACAUUGA
Messenger RNA from Paramecium sonneborni, 601 nucleotides. NCBI's taxonomy places the organism in Eukaryota, Ciliophora, Oligohymenophorea, Peniculida, Parameciidae. The record is from the annotation of a GenBank genome assembly.